CAUGUGUCUGGCUCCCUGGCUGGCCUUGAACUUGCUAAGUAGUAGAAGAUGACCUUGAACUUCUGACGUUCCUACCUCCACCUCCUGAGUCUAGCCGCCAGUGUGCNAGCAGGUGCCCAGAGCAGAGCCACCCACCACAGUCCUACGACACUCUUUCCUUCAUGCAGUAGUUCAAGUCCUUGGAAAUUAGAAGGAUGGGAGCUGCGCGAGGAACAGAGUGCUGAGACCACACAGACACUGCUCAUUGUGUUCACAGAAGGACAGACNCCACGGUGCACCCGUGUGGGCUGGUCUGGCCUUGCCCGGCCUUUCCACUGUCAGGACCAUGGUAUCUACCAGACUUGUCUUGGCAAGGACUUGCACUGUGUUUGAGGGUGUUUUGAAAUGGGCUCCAUCCACAUGUGCUGUCCUCAGGCCUAGCCAGCUUCUUCUGCAAGCAUCAUGCAGAUUGCUCUCUGUGGGCAUCAUAGACCACGCUAAGCACCGGGAGCCUUCUGGGAAGAAGGUUCUGUCAGAGAAGAAACUGAAAAGGCAUUUCGUGGAUCACCGAAGAGUGCUGGUCCGUGGAGGAAGUGGGGGCUCUGGCAUGAGCUGCUUCCACAGUGAGCCCCGCAAAGAGUUUGGAGGCCCUGAUGGUGGGGAUGGAGGAAAUGGUGGACACAUCAUCCUGAGAGUUGACCAGCAAGUCAAGUCCUUGUCCUCAGUCUUAUCCCAGUAUCAGGGCUUCAGUGGAGAAGAUGGUGGCAGUAAAAACUGCUCUGGACGAGGUGGUGCCACCCUGUACGUCCAGGUCCCUAUGGGUACCUUGGUGAAAGAAGGAGACAAGAUCGUGGCUGACCUCUCUAACCUGGGAGACGAGUACGUGGCUGCUCUCGGGGGUGCAGGAGGAAAAGGCAAUCGUUUCUUCCUGGCCAACGACAACCGUGCCCCUGUAACUUGCACCCCUGGACAACCGGGUCAGGAGCGGGUCCUCUACUUGGAACUCAAGACCAUGGCUCACGCUGGGAUGGUUGGCUUCCCAAAUGCUGGGAAAUCCUCUCUCCUUCGAGCCAUUUCAAAUGCAAAACCUGCUGUAGCUUCCUACCCGUUCACCACCUUGAACCCUCACGUGGGGAUCGUUCACUAUGAAGGCCACCAACAGGUAGCAGUGGCAGACAUCCCAGGCAUCAUCCGAGGUGCGCACCAGAACAAGGGCCUGGGCCUCAGCUUCCUCAGGCACAUCGAGCGUUGUCGCUUCUUCCUGUUUGUGGUAGAUCUUACCUUGCCUGAGCCGUGGACUCAGGUUGAUGAUUUAAAAUAUGAACUAGAGAAGUUUGAAGAAGGCCUGUCAGAGAGGCCCCACGUGAUCAUUGCAAAUAAGAUCGAUCUCCCGCAGGCCAGAGCCCGCCUGCCUCAGCUGCAGGCCCGCCUCGGACAGGAGGCCAUAGCCCUGUCGGCGCUGACUGGGGAGAACCUGGAGCAGCUGCUUCUGCACCUGAAGGAGCUUCAUGAUGCCCACAUAGAGGCCGAGCUGGAGCAGGGCCGCCAGCCUCUCAGGUGGUAGUGGGCAGAGGGCUGUGCCCCAGGGCCAGCGUGGAACAGGGGGGUGGGCCAUCAGUCACAGGAAGCAAAAGCAACCUUUUGUAAGCUGCGGGCCACUUUGAACUCCCGAGACUAAGUACUUGCAAAUAUA
Messenger RNA from Mus caroli (Ryukyu mouse), 1672 nucleotides. RefSeq names its product mitochondrial ribosome associated GTPase 2 (gene Mtg2). Gene Ontology annotation, molecular function: GTP binding; GTPase activity; magnesium ion binding. Gene Ontology annotation, cellular component: mitochondrion. The record is from RefSeq and is a predicted model, not a curated record. NCBI's taxonomy places the organism in Eukaryota, Metazoa, Chordata, Mammalia, Rodentia, Muridae.